AUGAUUCAAGCAGCAUCAGAUGAUGUGCGCUUCCUUCUCAAUAUACAAGAGAAAAUGAUGGAGAAGUUGAGCAAAGUAUCUUCAUGGCGUCUGGCAGUACAAAGUGAGCUAUACUGUAGGUGUUUUUGCAUAAAUGGCAACCAACAUGAAGAUUGGCUGCCUCUUCCAACUGUCCCUGAUGACAUUGAAGCUGAAGCUUGUGUUCCUGAGGUAGAUAUCCUUUCGCUCUUGGUUGUGCCUCGUGGAAAAAUGGGAUGUAUUAUUGGUAGAAAAGGAUCAUCAAUAAUUAUUGUGAAAGAAUCUUGCAAGUAA
Triticum turgidum subsp. durum (durum wheat) is the source of this 312-nucleotide messenger RNA. Lineage: Eukaryota; Viridiplantae; Streptophyta; Magnoliopsida; Poales; Poaceae. The record is from the annotation of a GenBank genome assembly.